Messenger RNA from Botrytis fragariae, 336 nucleotides. RefSeq lists its product as uncharacterized. NCBI's taxonomy places the organism in Eukaryota, Fungi, Ascomycota, Leotiomycetes, Helotiales, Sclerotiniaceae. The record is from RefSeq and is a predicted model, not a curated record. Bases 1 to 336 code for a protein of 111 amino acids. The transcript is spliced from 2 exons.
AUGGUGAGUGAAUCAGCAGCUCUACGAAACCUAGCCAACUACCAUAAAUGUAACGCAAGAAAUCCAAACCUCUUCUACAACGGAGUGCGCAUUCCCGAUGCAAAAUUUCAGGUCGGAUCUCAAGUAUGGUAUUACUCAUGCGAUGAUGAUGUGGACAUAGAAAAUUCUCGAGCACUCAUCACGGAGGGACCUGUUCUUUACUGUAGAAUGGUGCGUAUUCUCGGUCAUGAUCAGCAUAUCUGGCAUACUUAUUGCGUCAGAUAUAUGGAUGCAACGGAUGCGACAAAGCAACCUCAAGAGAUGAACCUUAUUGAAGUCACUGAAAUAUAUCUCUGA